Hibiscus syriacus is the source of this 617-nucleotide messenger RNA. RefSeq names its product dnaJ protein ERDJ2-like. The transcript has 5 exons. Lineage: Eukaryota; Viridiplantae; Streptophyta; Magnoliopsida; Malvales; Malvaceae. Bases 213 to 617 code for a protein of 134 amino acids. The record is from RefSeq and is a predicted model, not a curated record. Gene Ontology annotation, cellular component: Sec62/Sec63 complex. Gene Ontology annotation, biological process: SRP-dependent cotranslational protein targeting to membrane; post-translational protein targeting to endoplasmic reticulum membrane. Gene Ontology annotation, molecular function: RNA binding; transmembrane protein transporter activity.
CAAAGAAUAAUAAUAACAAUAAAAACGAAUUUUCUUCUGCUGAAACUCUUUGCUUGCGCCACAAAAAUUCCCUCAGCUUUGGUAGUUUAACACUAACGUUUUUGCUUCUCCGUUUUUUUUUUUUUUUUUAUUGUUUGUUGAAUUAUUUUCACAGUUGUAUGAAGAAGAAAAAAAUUCCUUGAAUUUUUUUUUUUUGAAGUAAGAAGGUGAAUAUGGGUGCGUCAGAGAACAGUGCUUUGUUCCCAAUCUUUGUGUUCACUAUAAUGGCUUUGCCAUUAGUGCCAUACACUCUAGUUAAUAUAUUAAGCGCCUUCUCAAAGAAGGCGACGACUAUCCACUGCCAGAGUUCCGUGUGUUCUCGUUCGGGGAAGUAUAGGAAAUCGAUUUUCAAACGGAUCUCAAACUUCUCUACAUGUAGUAAUCUUACCCUUGUGCUUCUUUGGAUUGUCAUGGGGGUGCUGAUAUACUAUAUCAAGCAUACAAGUCAUGAGGUUAAAGUGUUUGAGCCAUUUAGUAUUCUUGGUCUUGAACCUGGAGCCACAGAUUCAGACAUAAAGAAGGCAUAUAGGAGACUUUCUGAUACAUACACUACUAGUUUCAUGAAGGAGGGAUUUUAA